UUGAAUUUGAGUCCUUUUGAUUCUUUAAUUUCAAAUGAAUCCAAGUCAUUAUUAUUUGUAUAAAUAUUUGUUUUAAUAACAGUAUGGCCGAAAAGGAGUCGUUAGCCGCCAAACUUGACGAAGACGUAAAUAUUUAUGUUGAUAAAAUGAUUGAGAAAAACAAGAAUUACAGAUAUGCAAAUCCUCUCAGUGAGGACAACUGGGAAGAGGAAUUAGAGAACAUACCAUUAUUUAUGACAAAAAGCCCAGAAGAGGUUGACCCUGAGAAAGCUCCUGCCAUAGCAGCAAUGCAAGCUUUGAAAUUUGAGGAAGAUGAUCCUAAUACCAAAGCACUUUCAUAUAAAGAGGAUGGCAAUGAGGAGUUUAAGAAAAAGAAUUAUAAGAAAGCAAUUAAAGUGUACACUGAAGGGAUUAAAAUAAAUUGUUCUGAUACAGUUAUGUCAACACUGUAUGCCAACCGAGCAAAUGCACAUUUUAAGAUUGGAAACUUUCGAACAUCUUUAAAUGAUGCAACAGAAGCAAAGAAUAUGCAACCUAGUUAUGUUAAAGCAAUAUUUCGUGGUGCAUGUGCAUGCAUGGAACUGGAACUAUACAAUGACGCAAUUACUUGGUGCAAAGAAGCCUUGGCUUAUGAUCCAGAUGAGAAAAGCUUUCAAGAUCUUCUCAAGAAAGCAACUUUAAAACUGAAACAAUAUGAAAGAGAUAAAAGAAAGAAAAAGGCAGAAGAAAGUAAGAUAAAAAAGUCGAAAGAUCGGCUUAUUGAAGUUAUAAAGAAUAGAGGUGUUACGUUGCGUCCUAUUCCUGGGGAAGAGAAUACCGGUAAUGAACCAGAUACAGAAGACAACAACUUAGAGUUUGACAAACUUAGAGCUCUUGGAUUAAACAACCAACACAUCCCAGGGAAAGGUCAGGUCAUUUUAGACAGCGAUGGAAUCUUGCAUUGGCCUGUUCUGUUUGUAUACCCGGAGUAUGGUCAGACGGAUUUCAUUGAAGCAUUCAACGAGAAUCAUAGAUUCUCAGACCACUUGGAAGUAAUGUUUUCUUCUGAAGCCGUUCCAUGGGAUAUUGAUAACAAAUACCAAUUUUCACAUUUAGAAGUAUAUUUCGAGGAUGUGGAAAAGAACGGCUUGGUUUUCGUUUCACAGACUACCUGUCUAGCAAACGUUUUAUCAGAUCCGAGAUAUGUCGUGUAUGGAGGGACACCAUCGUUUAUUAUUUUAGUCAAAGAUACUUCUUUUCAAAAACAAUUUAAAUCAAAAUAUAGACUAUAUCAUAGGUGAAACACGUUUUGAAUAUAACUUCGCUCUCAAGAAUAAUGUCUUAAUUUUAGUAUACGCAGAGUUGAAACCACUACCCUUGAGAUAUAGCGUGUAUUUGAAUUUGAAGACAUUACUAUCCCAGCAAAAAAACACAGGGUGUAUAAGCAAGAUGAAUAAACCAAAAUCAAGUAUAAACAAGACUAUAUUAAAAAUCUCAAUAAAAUUA
Messenger RNA from Dendronephthya gigantea, 1485 nucleotides. RefSeq names its product tetratricopeptide repeat protein 4-like. Gene Ontology annotation, molecular function: Hsp90 protein binding. The transcript has 11 exons. Bases 84 to 1280 code for a protein of 398 amino acids. Lineage: Eukaryota; Metazoa; Cnidaria; Anthozoa; Malacalcyonacea; Nephtheidae. The record is from RefSeq and is a predicted model, not a curated record.